Messenger RNA from Benincasa hispida (wax gourd), 1541 nucleotides. RefSeq lists its product as uncharacterized. The record is from RefSeq and is a predicted model, not a curated record. Lineage: Eukaryota; Viridiplantae; Streptophyta; Magnoliopsida; Cucurbitales; Cucurbitaceae.
CAAGCUCGCUCUGGGGCUACGAUGAAUCGAUGUGGCUCGACACUUGUUAUUCCAUAAUCAAGUUGUUUCAGUCUGCCAUGAAUCGGUGACGGAAAAAGCUUUGGAUUUCUCUUGUUUCUUCAGCAGCUCCGUCACCGUUCGGAAACCCGCAAAACUUAUCAACAAUUCCUAAUGAAAAUUCCAAAUUCCAACAUGAUAACCAAUCUCAAUCUUAUCUCCUGCAACUUCUUCUCACCAUCUCUUCCUCUAAGAAUCUCCAACCUUACAAUUACCCACCAAAACCAAACCCAAACCCAAACCCGAAAACACCAGAAAUUGCGCUCCCCAACCAUCAUCCGCUUCAACUCUCCCCCAAAUUUCAACAUCCGUGGAAUUUCAAGCUCCACUAAAAUGGGUCUGCUCCAAAAAUGGCGUAGUGCAUCAGGAAGUCAGACUACGGGAGACCCAGUUGCGGAAAAGACGAGCCCAGUAGAAAGUGAGCGCGGCGGUGGCGGCACCGGAAAUGGAAAUGGUGGGGAGGGAAGAGACUGGACGACUUCGAUUUUACUGUUUGUUUUGUGGGCUGGUCUUAUGUUUUAUGUUUUCAAUCUCGCUCCAAAUCAGACUCCGUCAACGGACUUGUAUUUCUUGAAGAAGCUUUUGAACUUGAAAAGUGACGAUGGUUUCAAAAUGAAUGAAGUUCUUGUCUCUCUUUGGUAUAUUAUGGGCUUGUGGCCUCUUGUCUACUCCAUGCUAUUACUUCCUUCUGGUAGAAGUUCAAAUAGCAAUGUUCCUGUCUGGCCUUUCAUAGGACUGUCAUUCUUUCUGGGUGCUUAUGGUCUUCUUCCAUAUUUUGUACUUUGGAAGCCACCACCACCUCCUGUCGAAGAAGAUGAGCUCAAGAGAUGGCCAUUGAAUUUUCUCGAGUCGAAAUUUACUGCUGGGAUAACAUUUGCUGCAGGACUAGGUAUAAUAUUUUAUGCUGGAUUAGCUGGUGAGAGUGUGUGGAAGGAAUUUUUCCAGUACUUCAGAGAGAGCAGAUUUAUCCAUGCCAUGAGCAUCGAUUUCAUGUUGUUAUCUUCAUUUGCUCCGUUUUGGGUUUACAAUGACAUGUCUGCUCGAAAAUGGUAUGACCAAGGUUCUUGGCUUCUUCCACUUUCGCUGGUGCCAUUCUUGGGUCCUGCCUUGUAUCUCGUCCUACGACCGUUGCCAAAGACGACUCCCGUUCCACUCAACCCUGCUGCAUCUGAACCCCAAUAAUCUUGGAAAAGUGAUUUGGCAAAAUGGGAACUUGGCUGUAAUGGUGGAGAAAAAGGCUUUCAGGUACAUAGGGAAGUUUUAUACCCCACGCAUAGUAGAUAAGGAAAAAGGAACGUCAAAUGAUUUGUGAGUGUUGCUAGGUUAUGUUAAUAUAUGUUUAUUUGAUCAAAGAAUGGUUCAAUAUGUUAUGCUUCCAACAGGGUUGAUUUCGGUCAUUCCACACAUGGGUUCUCUUUUUCGUUUUACCAACAGCCCUAUUGAAGAACCUUACUAACUAAUUCACUUAGGCUUGAAUGGUUCAA